AAAGUUCACACAAACCCAAACAAACAAAGAAACCAAAUAAACCAAAGAAACCAAACAAUGAGAGAGAUGUCAUCUUCUUCUCCUCCUCCUCCUCCUCCUUCCUCUUGUGUCACUUUGCUAUCCAAAACCAGAGUUUAUCCUGAGAAAAGCUCAACAAUGGAGGAUCUCAAGCUCUCUGUCUCUGAUCUCCCAAUGUUAUCUUGCCAUUAUAUCCAAAAAGGCUUGAUUUUUUCUCAACCACCAAUUCCAAUUCCUUUGCUUUUACCUCUUCUCACUCAAUCUCUUGCAAAAGCUCUCACCUUUUUCCCCGCUCUCGCCGGCCGGUUAACUACCGGCGCCGACCACCGUAUCUUCAUCACCUGCAACGACGCCGGCGUCGACUUCAUCCAUGCCAUAGCUCCCACUCUUGUCACCAGUGAUGUUCUCCCAUUCUCCUUCUCCGACGUACCUAAACAUUUCAAACAAUUCUUCACUCUAGACUACACUUUAAGCUAUUCCGGCCACUUCCAGCCACUCUCCGGCUUCCAACUCACCGAACUCGCCGACGGCGCCAUCUUCAUCGGCGCCACCGUCAACCACGCCAUCGUCGACGGAACUUCGUUCUGGAACUUCUUCAAUGCAUGGGCAGAGCUCUGCCGCACUGGCGGUUCUCUCAUCGUCUCUAACCCACCGGACUUUCGCCGGACUUACUUCCCAGACUCCCAAGCCGUUCUCCAGUUCCCAGACUCCUCCGGCCCCAAGAUCACAUUCUCCGUUGACGAUCCCAUUCGUGAACGCAUCUUCCAUUUCUCCAGAGAAUCCAUAACCAAACUCAAAGCCAAAACAAACUCUAAACUCAUCACCACCACCACCGCCACCACCACCACCACCGCCACUGCUACCCCAACCGCCACCGCCAACCAUUCUCCGUUGGCUGAAAUGUUUGGAAAACAAGUGCAUGAUAAGAAGAAGACAGAAGACCAAAUCUCAUCAUUCCAAUCACUGUGCGCUUUACUCUGGAUAUCAGUGACGCGUGCGCGUGCGCGCACAAAGAGACUGAGCGAAGAGACGUCGAGCACGACGUUCCGCAUGGCGGUGAACUGCAGGCAUAGGUUGGUGCCCACGGUGUCGCCGUACUACUUCGGCAAUGCGAUACAGAGCAUACCAACGUCGGCGACGGUCAAAGACGUGGUUUCAAACGGGAUCAAGUGGGUGGCCGGGCAGCUACACAAGAACGUGCAGGCUUACAACGAUGAGAGAGUGAGGAAAGGAGUGGCGGAGUGGGAGAUGGCGCCGAGGUGCUUCCCGUUGGGGAAUCCCGACGGCGGAGGGAUAACAAUGGGGAGCUCGCCGAGGUUUCCGAUGUAUGACAAUGACUUUGGGUGGGGGAAGCCAUUGGCAGUGAGAAGUGGAAAAGCUAACAAAUUUGAUGGCAAGAUAUCAGCUUUUCCGGCGAGGGAUGGUGAUGGGAGUGUGGAUUUGGAGGUGUGCUUGUCGCCGGAGACGAUGGCCGGAAUCUUGGAAGACGAUGAGUUCAUGCAGUAUGUGUCUUUUCAGGACUUAAUUUGCAUGUAAAACAAAAGACAUUAUUAUGAUGAACAGGAAGGAAGGAAUAAAAAUUUGUUUUUGAUUUUAAUCUGAA
This is a messenger RNA of Dioscorea cayenensis subsp. rotundata (Guinea yam), 1621 nucleotides long. Its product is annotated as protein ENHANCED PSEUDOMONAS SUSCEPTIBILITY 1-like. NCBI's taxonomy places the organism in Eukaryota, Viridiplantae, Streptophyta, Magnoliopsida, Dioscoreales, Dioscoreaceae. The transcript has a single exon. Bases 58 to 1554 code for a protein of 498 amino acids. The record is from RefSeq and is a predicted model, not a curated record.